Messenger RNA from Carassius carassius (crucian carp), 4627 nucleotides. RefSeq names its product phospholipase D2 (gene pld2). NCBI's taxonomy places the organism in Eukaryota, Metazoa, Chordata, Actinopteri, Cypriniformes, Cyprinidae. Gene Ontology annotation, biological process: cell motility; phosphatidic acid biosynthetic process. The coding region runs from base 1009 to 3933 and encodes 974 amino acids. The transcript has 24 exons. Gene Ontology annotation, molecular function: phosphatidylinositol binding; D-type glycerophospholipase activity. The record is from RefSeq and is a predicted model, not a curated record.
UUGAUGGGUUAUCUUAUUUUGUGGAGAAAGUUGCUUUAGAAAGAUAAUUCAGCCCAAAGACAAUCUGGAAUGACUCCAACAGCCACAAGUGAUUUAGCCUUUUUUUCCUUGCUAUUUUUACUCAUGCUUAAAUGAAUACAGAUUAUGUGAUAACAACAGUGCAGACAAAUCCUUCACUUGUGAAAGUAAAAUACACAUACAGUAAUAACAAUAAUGAAUGGGGUUUUUUAAUCAUGCAUCUUUUCACACAUAUUAUGCUAUGCUGCUUACGUUUAAAGGAACAAACAAAGAGGAGAGAAUCAAAUGAGAAUAAUACACAGAAAUACAAAAAAAGUAUAUGGAUGCAAAGAAUAUGAUGGAUCUACUGUCUUCCAAUUGGAAGAAAAUAACAAAAAGUUAAGCAGAUAAACUAUGGUUAAAUUUAUCUUGCCGAUAAAGCUGGUAUGAACGAUUUCAUGAAAUGUGUGCACUUUGUGUUAGAAGGACAAAUCUUUAUUGCCAUCUUUCUGCUACCUGUAGAAUUUUCUUAUCAAGUGUUUUCAAACCAGUGUUGUUUAUAGUAAGGUGCACAAAUCAAGGUAAACUGCAUGUAUCAGGACAGGUAGCUGAGAACAUAACAUGUUCUCACCAUUGAUAAGAGAAGCUGUGUUAUGAUUUGGUGUAAACUGAGAAGAACGGCGGUAUCAGCACAGAUCCCUGCUGUACUCCAGUUGUGAACAGCCUCUGCUAUUUAUACAUCUAGAGCAGGGUUCCUCAAAUCUUGUCCUGGAGGGCCAAUGUGCUGCAGAGUUUAGCUCCAACCUUGAUCAAACUCACCUACUUGUGAUUUUCUAAUGAUCUUGAACACAGUGAUUAGCAUGCUAGGGUGUGUUUGAUUAUGGUUAGAGCUAAACUUUGCAGAAAAAUGGAUCUUGUGGGCCAGAUUUAAGGAUCCCUGAUCUAGAGAAUGAUUUUUUUUGCCUCUAUUUUAUUUCUAAUAUCAUGCUAAAAUUUCACAUUUUGUAAACUAUGUCAAAAAGCAUAGCUAAUUUUUUCCCCCACUUUGUGUGCCUGGCUGUUUUUGUUUGUUGUUGUGUUUGCACAGGUGUGUCUUUGUCCAGUAGCCUUAUGGCUGGUUCUGAGACAGAUGCAGCAAAAAGGUGGCAGAAAUGUGUGGACUCUGUGCUGUGUGAUCUAACUAAGGAUCAACUGAAAUCUAUUGAAAACAACAGUGAGGAACGGGACUUUUUGGUGGUACAUCACCUGGCAGACCUGAAAGAAUGCUGCAUCUCUCCACUCAUUCAUGGCACACCUAUCACCUGUAAAGUGGAAAACACAGAGCGAUACACCACCCGCUCUAAGGUACGUGUGUGCACUCUCUACACGGUCCGUCUGACACAUGGCGAGUUCACAUGGACGGUAAAAAGAAAGUACAAGCACUUCCAGGAGCUUCACAGAGACCUUUACAAACACAAAGUGAUACUGCAGUUCUUGCCCCUGGGAAGAUUUGCCAUUCAGAGACAACAGCUGGCAAGUUUGACAGAGGAAAUGCCAACUUUACAUGGAAGCGAUAGAAACAGGAGAACGUCUGGCAAACCGAAAUAUCUGGAGGAAUAUUUAAACAACUUGCUAGAAAACACUUUCUACAAGAACUUUCAGGGGAUGUUGGACUUCCUGACAAUCAGUCCACUGUCCUUCAUCAGAGACCUUGGACCCAAAGGCCUUGAAGGUUAUAUUCUGAAACGGUCCGGGGGUCACCGCAUCCAGGGGUUCAACUGCAUCGGUCACGAUCAGGUCUGCUUCCGCUGGUCUCGCCGUUGGCUUGUGGUGAAGGAUUCGUUCCUACUGUACAUGUCCAGAGACCCUGGCGUUGUGUCGUUUGUGCUGCUGUUUGACCCAGAGCUGAAGGUGUUGGUUGGAAGUGUUUACACUGAUACCAAGCAUGGCGUCUGCAUCGAGAACUUCAGCAGGAAGCUGGUGAUUAAGUGCAGUAGCUACAGGCAGGCCCAGUGGUGGAGUCAUGAGAUUCGGAGUCUCUCUAAGCGCUGUGAUUUCCUCCAGAAGCAUCGCUUUGAUGGCUUCGCCCCACCCAGACCGGACACUCUCACUAAGUGGUAUGUUAAUGGGAAUGGCUAUUUCUCAGACGUGGCUGAUGCCCUGGAACAGGCCAAGCAGGAGAUCUUCAUCACUGAUUGGUGGCUCAGUCCAGAGGUUUUCCUUAAACGUCCAGCUACAGGAACGUACUGGCGCUUGGACAAGAUUCUCAGACGCAAAGCAGAACAGGGCGUGAAGGUGUGUGUGUUAUUGUAUAAGGAGGUGGAAAUGGCUCUGAAUAUCAGCAGUGGCUACAGCAAGAGAACACUGAUGAACCUGCACCCCAAUAUUAAGGUGAUGCGUCACCCUGAUCAUGUUGCCUCAGUUGUGUUCUUCUGGGCCCAUCAUGAGAAAAUGGUUGCCAUCGACCAAUCAGUGGCCUUUGUGGGUGGGUUGGAUCUUGCGUUUGGGAGGUGGGAUGACAGCGACUAUAGGCUGAGUGAUUUGGAAGCCCCAAAAACAGGCAGUAAUGCAGAGGCAGCCCGAGAGUCUGAUGCUGUGGAUGGCUCUGCAGUUCCUCUGGCAGAACCUGUGGCAGAGUGUGAGGAUGAAGUAGAUCUGAGCUGUAAUGCCCUCUUGUGGUUGGGAAAAGAUUACAGCAACUUUAUCAAGAGAGAUUGGUCACAGCUGAACCAGCCCUUUCAAGACAAUGUUGACAGAACUCAGGUGCCACGCAUCCCCUGGCGAGACCUGGGUGCUGUGCAUCAUGGGAAGGCAGCCAGAGAUCUCGCACGACACUUCAUCCAGCGCUGGAACUUCACAAAGAUCUUUAAGAACAAGUACAAGGGUGACUUCUACCCGUACCUACUGCCGAAAUCCCACUGCACUGCAGAUAAGCUGCCAUUCACCAUCCCUGGUGCCUCAAAAGCCUCUGUACAGGUUCUUCGUUCUGUGGAUCACUGGUCUGCUGGCACAUGUGAACAAUCGAUCCUCAAUGCCUAUAUACAUGUUAUCAAGAACAGCGAGCAUUACAUUUAUCUAGAGAACCAGUUCUUCAUCAGCUGCUCAGAUCAGAAGAAUGCCAUUGGAGACACUAUUGUCAAACGGAUCCUACGGGCUCACAGUGAGAGGAAGAAGUACAGGGUGUUUGUUGUAAUUCCUCUGCUGCCCGGCUUUGAGGGUGACAUCAGCCAGGGAGGAGGAAAUGCCAUUCAGGCUAUACUGCACUUCACCUACAGAACGAUUAAUCGAGGAGAACACUCCAUUCUCUCAAGAUUAAAGAAGCAAAUGCAGGACGAAUGGACACAGUAUAUUUCUCUGUGUGGUCUGCGCACACACUCUGAGCUCGGCCAGUCCCCUGUAACAGAGCUCAUCUACGUCCAUAGCAAAGCCCUCAUCGCUGACGACCGUUGCUACAUCAUAGGGUCAGCUAACAUCAAUGACAGGAGCAUGCUGGGCAGUCGUGACAGUGAGCUGGCAGUGCUGGUGGAGGAUGAAGAAAGAGUUCCCUCAAUCAUGAACGGAGAGGUGUACCAGGCUGGACCACUAGCACUCGCCUUACGAAAGGAGUGCUUCAGCGUACUUCUCGGAGCAAAAUCUGACCCCAGUCUGAACAUUGAUGAUCCAGUCUGUGAUCAUUUCUUCAACGAUGUUUGGAACAAAAUCGCUCAAACAAAUGCCAUCAUCUAUGAGAAGGUUUUCCGAUGUCUUCCACUGGACUCCAUCCGCAACUUGCGUGAGCUGCAGGAACAAGUGAAUGCUCAAAACCUCAGUCUUACUGACCCGGAGAAAGCCAAAGAAGAACUAAAGGCAAUCCAGGGCAUCCUGGUCCAUUUCCCACUGCACUUCCUGUGCGAGGAGUACCUUCUCCCAUCUCUUAAAAGCAAAGAAGGAAUGGUUCCUACGGAGGUGUGGACAUAGCAGGGAAGAGUAUCCAGCGAAAUGGAAGAUUUCAGAACUUAAAAUAUCACACAUCUGCUAACUAAGCUGGAAGCUAUGGUGGUUAACCGCCACACGUUUGGCCAAUUUGGUUUGGACUAAAGUAAUGGUAUUAAAUGAAUGUUUAGUUCUGAACACUAACCCAAAUUAGUGUAGAAAUACAAAAUAAUCUUGCAUAAGAAGAUAGACACGUUUAUACCAGGAGAAUCACAUAGUGUGGUUGCUAAUUAUAUGAAGAUACAAUGAAAUGACAUCAAUCUUCUACCCAAAUGCCCAUUAUGACCACAAAUGUCAUGACCGGAGUAUUUAAAAUGGCUGAGGAUUUAUAGUACUGCAUAUCAGAUGAGGAAAAAAGAGCGAAUAAGGCGAAAGAGAGAGAGUAUUUUUGAUGCUCGAGGAACAGAACGUACAUUUAUUGUUGUGAAUAUGUGUGGGUGGAUGGUGCUGCUUUACCUUCUUUUCCCUCUUUCUUUCUUUAUUUCUUGUGUGCGCUACACCUCACAGUGCAGUGGCAGCAAAUCUGUCAGAACAUUUGUGGUUGUUAUGGUGACGGGUAUAAAGAGCUGACUUGGUCUUGGCUGCUGAGAGAGAGAUAGAGAGAACGAAAGAAAGAGGCAGGAAGAGAUUGUUAAGAAGCAGGAAAAAAUAGACAAACAUGAAUAACUGUGUGUGUGUG